AUGGGGUUUGACUUGGGAACUACGCUACAAAAGAUGAACAUCUUAUCGGACACUGACAACACUUCAGUGGUUGCGAUUACCUUAUUCGUCGCACUUCUUUGUGCAUGUAUUGUGAUCGGUCACCUCUUGGAGGAAAGUCGCUGGAUGAAUGAAUCCAUCACGGCCCUUAUAAUUGGUGUAUGCACUGGAGUUGGGAUUCUACUAAUAAGUGGUGGAAAAAGCUCGCGUCUUUUGAUCUUUAGCGAAGAUCUUUUCUUCAUUUAUCUUCUUCCACCAAUCAUUUUUAAUGCCGGGUUCCAGGUCAAAAAGAAACAAUUUUUUCGCAAUUUCUCAACUAUAAUGCUGUUUGGAGCAAUUGGUACUUUGAUUUCAUUCGUCGUUAUAUCAUUUGGUGCUAUUGGCCUUCUCCAGCAAAUGGAUAUUAAUCUGGCAAUUGGAGAAUAUCUUGCACUUGGAGCAAUUUUCGCUGCAACAGAUUCAGUAUGCACCUUGCAGGUCCUAAAUCAGGAUGAGACACCUUUAUUGUACAGUCUAGUCUUUGGGGAAGGAGUCGUAAAUGAUGCGACAUCCGUGGUUCUCUUCAAUGCAGUUCAGAAUCUUGACCUGACUCAUAUAAACACCACUAUAGCUUUGGAGCUAUUUGGGAAUUUUUUGUAUUUAUUCAUAACAAGCACCAUAUUGGGAGUUGUUGCUGGACUGCUUAGUGCAUACGUCAUAAAGAAACUCUACUUUGGAAGGCAUUCCACAGAUCGUGAGGUUGCCAUUAUGAUGCUUUUGGCAUAUCUUUCCUACAUGCUAUCUGAAUUAUUCAAUUUAAGCGCUAUACUCACUGUGUUCUUCUGCGGCAUUGUGAUGUCACACUACACCUGGCAUAAUGUCACCGAGAACUCAAGAGUCACUACCAAGCACGCCUUUGCCACUUUGUCAUUUGUUGCUGAGAUAUUCAUAUUUCUUUAUGUUGGCAUGGAUGCUCUGGACAUUGAGAAGUGGCGUGUUGUAAGUAGCAGCCUGAAGACAUCAAUUUCUGUCAGUGGAAUUCUGAUGGGAUUGGUUUUGGUUGGACGAGCAGCCUUCAUUUUUCCUCUAUCGUUCCUGUCUAACUUGACCAAGAAGUCUCCAUAUAAUAAAAUCGACUUUAAGAAGCAAAUUACAAUUUGGUGGGCUGGUCUUAUGCGAGGUGCUGUUUCGAUGGCGCUUGCUUAUAAACAGUUUACAAGUUCGGGACACACCAAUGUACGUGAGAAUGCUAUUAUGAUUACGAGUACCAUAACAGUUGUUCUUUUUAGCACUGUGGUGUUUGGCUUGAUCACUAAACCUCUGGUGAGGUUCUUAUUACCUUCAUCAAAACAAUUAAUCAGAAUGAUUUCAUCAGAGCCAAUUACCCCGCAUUCCAUCACACUGCCACUUCUUGGCGGUGAGCAGGAGGAUUCCUUAACCGAUCUGUAUGGACAAAGCAUAACACACGGACAAACUUCAGAAGCUAGUGGGGUUGGCCAAAACAUACCCCGUCCAAACAGUUUACGGAUGCUCCUAUCCUCUCGUACUGUCCAUUAUUAUUGGAGAAAAUUCGAUAAUGCUUUCAUGCGUCCUGUUUUUGGUGGUCGUGGUUUUGUUCCUUUUGUACCCGGCUCUCCAACAGAAAGAAGCGUGCAUCGUUUCCCUGAAGAACUCGAAAAGCUGCAAGAACACUGA
Fraxinus pennsylvanica is the source of this 1692-nucleotide messenger RNA. The record is from the annotation of a GenBank genome assembly. Lineage: Eukaryota; Viridiplantae; Streptophyta; Magnoliopsida; Lamiales; Oleaceae.